CAAUUGGACAAGUGUAUAAAGCAAUCGUAUCGAAUGUGAAAUCACCACACAGUUGAACAACUACAUAGGAACUAUUUAUCAGUGUCUAUCGUUUACGGCGGACAUAAAACAUAUCUGCACGUUGCACCAUUUGUUUCCGCUCCACGUUUCGUGAUGUUAGCAAGUUAUAGGCGCAUGUGACAAACUGAACAUUGUAUGGUAGAGGGUAGAUCAUCCAUGUCCUUUAACAAUACUUAGCUAGUUACGCAAGUUUUUCAAAGCAGUAUUUAUUUUAAGUAAACAUGGAAGCAGUUGAAGAUGAUUCCCAGUUAGGCCUUUCUUCUGAAGAGGAAGAUAGUGAAUUAUCCGAUGGAGAGCUUCAAGUGGCCUUCGCUAAAGGUUUGCUGAAGCCCGGGUUAAAUGUAGCUCAACAGGAACCAAAGGCAACAGUCAACAAGCCGGAGGGACUCAAACAGUGCUUGAUGGAGUUCCAGAGGAAUUUGCCCUGGGUUGAAAGGCUGGACCUGAGCAACAGCCCUGCUGCUGACAUUGUGGCUAAAGCAGAGGGUGCACUAGCUGCACAGGACACUGCUGAGAUUAGUGCAGAGGAUGACUUCCAGAGGGAGAUGUAUUUCUACCGCCAAGCACAAGCAGCUGUGCUAGAAGCAUUGCCUCGGUUAAAGAAACUGAAGAUAGCCACAAAACGCCCAGAGGAUUACUUUGCUGAAAUGGCCAAGACCGAUCAGCACAUGCAAAAGAUAAGAAAAAAGUUAAUCAUGAAACAGAUGGCAAUGGAGAAGUCCGAGAAGGCCAAGGCACUCAGAGAGCAGAGGAAGUAUGGCAAGAAGGUUCAAAUUGAGGUCCUCCAGAAGAGACAAAAGGAGAAGAAAGCAAUGAUGUCAGCUGUGAAGAAAUAUCAGAAAGGAAUGACUGACAAAUUGGAUUUCCUGGAUGGAGACCAGGGAAAGGGCAAGAAUGAAACCAGAACGACAAAGGCGGCAAUGAACAAAAAAGGUCCCAAUGCCAAGAGAAAGUUCAAGGAUCAGAAGUUUGGUUUUGGCGGAAAGAAACGUGGGUCCAAAUGGAACACCAAGGAAAGUCACAACGACAUGUCCGGAUUCAAGGCCAAGGUGGCUCAUGGGAAAGGAGGGAAGAAAUUUGGGAAAGGGGGAAAGCAGAAACCCAAUAAACGGCCUGGCAAAGACACCCGCAGAAAGAUGAAGAGCCGCUCUCGAUAGCCCCUUCCUUCCAGCCCAUAGUCACUCUGCUCUCGAUAUCCUCUUCCCUCCAGCCCAUACUCACUCUGCUCUCUACAUCCUCUUCCCUCCAGCCCAUAGUCACUCUGCUCUCUAUAGCCCCUUCCCUCCAGCCCAUAGUCACUCUGCUCUCUAUAGCCCCUUCCCUCCAGCCCAUACUCACUCUGCUCUCGAUAUCCUCUUCCCUCCAGCUCAUACUCUGCUCUCUAUUUCCUCUUCCCUGCAGCCCAUUCUCACUCUGCUCAUCCAACCAUUCCAGAGUUCAGCCUUUACAGCCAUUGUACAUUAACUGUACAUUUAAUUUUACUGGGUGAGCUGGAAGUUUAGGUGUGGACUGUGUAUGAAAGACUGAAGCAGCUGUUAACUGCUAUGCCUGGAUGCGCUUGGAAAAAUCCCCUUUAUUUCAGUAAAGUCCUUUUUUUUUUUUUUUUAACAAUUUUUCCUGUGCUCACCGUAACAAGUACAAAAGCAAUGGUUGUUAAACUCAAAAUGUGCAAUGCUGUGGUUCAGUUCGUGGCAUGCUUUGAUGGGGAGAUUAUGGAGGACGUAUUGCAAGGGGGCAACACAGUUCCCUCGUUCCUGUGCAUGCUUCAUUCACAAAUUUCUAUUUUGUUUGAAUUUGUAUUUGAUGUGCAAAUUAAUGUCCAUUUUUAUUAAAUAAUUCUGGAGCUAAGAUGCCCUAUUGCCCCCUGGUUUUACAACACAAUAUUUGUUUACAUGGCAUCAUGUAACAUUGAAAAGCUAUGGGAUUAGUAUCGAACACUGAUCAUAUUGGCUCUGACAAAGCUAGCAUCUUAAGCUGCUAAAGCUUCUCCUUACACACCUCAGGACCCGACGAAGGUCCCCUGAGAAAGAUAAGGUGUGUAAGGAGCAGCUCAGUGUGGCCUUUCUUCCUUUUGUUUGUUUUAAUUCUCAGACAUUUGGAAACACUGUACUUUGGUAAUACUUCAGCGGCUCAUUUUUAGUGACCAGAAACACAUGAGUAUUCUGUACUUUGUGCACCCUCUCCCUGGAUGGAAACGAUCCAGAUAAUGGAAUCCACUUUCUGCAAUCCUGGAUCCGACUAAUCUGACUGAUUUUGUGCCAGUUAGAUUUUCAGCCAUGUUUACGGUUGUUCAGGAGUUUGCAAAAAGGUUUAGACAAGAGGUUAGUCUUUGAUUGAGGAUGAUCCAGAGUGUUUCAUUAGUAGGAUGUAACCCUAUAGCAUAGCAUCUUGGUCCCGGUUCCGGAAGUAUAUUUCCCGUUCAUUUUCUCCAGAGACAUUUCUGAAACACGCAAGAUAAUAUAGUUUUUGGUCUUGAACCGAACCAUCCAACUACGAGAUGAAUCGUGACAUUAAAAAAAUGAUUCAGAGCCAAAAAAAUUUCUGAACCAUGUUGUGCAUCCUUUCAUUUUGACUUUACCAGCUAGAUUAAGACUGAAACCUACUCAACACGUGAUUGUUUUUUAUCCCUUAUUACAUUUCUGUCACACCCAUUCCUCUCCAGCAGGCCGGCCAGAGGAGGAUGGGCUGGGCACUGACCCUUAGGUAUCAAGGUCUUUAGUCGGCACCCCACCACCAAAGACACCAACUUGUUCCCCAUGACAUUGGCUUUCCAACAAUACAAAACAUGAUUACAUUGUAUUAUGCACAACCUAAGAUUCACACAAUGCUUCAUUUUGCAACUGAGCACUCUCUCUCACACCUGCUGACUCCCCGUCAGCACAGUAAACAGUCUGUUUUACUUUGGGAGUCUGAUAAAAAGACUUCUGUGAACUGCCCUACACAAUUAUGGUUCUGUGACAUAAUGUUAUGUCACUGCCCAAUAAUUGUUUGUACUAGAUUUAGAUUCAAUAAAAGCACAUUGCAAUCUUACUUCAUAA
Molecule: messenger RNA, 3098 nt
Organism: Anguilla anguilla (European eel)
Lineage: Eukaryota; Metazoa; Chordata; Actinopteri; Anguilliformes; Anguillidae
Gene: ebna1bp2
Product: EBNA1 binding protein 2
Exons: 9
Coding region: 282-1217 (311 amino acids)
Biological process (GO): rRNA processing; ribosomal large subunit biogenesis
Cellular component (GO): nucleolus; preribosome, large subunit precursor; nuclear periphery
Source: RefSeq, a predicted model, not a curated record